Messenger RNA from Lates calcarifer (barramundi perch), 4012 nucleotides. It is a transcript of the gene hap1, whose product is annotated as huntingtin associated protein 1. Gene Ontology annotation, cellular component: dendrite. Gene Ontology annotation, biological process: anterograde axonal transport of mitochondrion; neurogenesis; neurotrophin TRK receptor signaling pathway. NCBI's taxonomy places the organism in Eukaryota, Metazoa, Chordata, Actinopteri, Centropomidae. The record is from RefSeq and is a predicted model, not a curated record. Gene Ontology annotation, molecular function: signaling receptor binding.
UCGGUGUGAUCAGUAUCAGCUUUUGUCACUCGCAGUUGAGAUAUUUCUUCCUCCUUCACCCCUCCUCCUCUUCCUCCCCUUAUUUUCUUACCCGGUAGUCCAACGUGGCCAGGUGAACGGAGGCAGGCAUGACGACAGAUGGCCCUUACAGUCUGAGGGAUUAUAUAUUAACACCAAGCAGCUCAGAUUCUCUUGCACACACAAACACAGGUGGAUACACCCACUCACGUAGGCUGGUGGAUACUGUUUUCGCAUACACACAGGGAGGCAGAAUGAUGCCUGUGAGACAGCUGAUUUGUCACAGCACAGCCAGCGCACAGUAGAAAUAGGAGAAGAAGGAAUUUAAACGAUGGACGGAGAGAUGGAGGGCAGUUUUUCUCCGGUUAUCAUGGAGGUGUGGAGCUCCUCUGCGUCCGAGGAGGAGGAAGAAGAGAAGAGCACUUUCAUUCUUGUGGAUGAAGUAGUGGAAGAGGAGAGGAAAUGCUUCAACAGCAAUAAUAAUAACAAUAACAACAACAGUGACAGCCUUUGCAGGGAGGUGACACAAGUGCUGUGCUCAGACAGAGUGGGCCAGGUCACCAAGACGUAUCAUGACAUUAAGGCAGUCACCCACCUGCUUGAGGAGAAAGAGCGGGAUCUAGAGUUAGCAGCGCGGAUCGGUCAGUCCCUCCUGAAGCAGAACCAAGAACUAACAGCACGCAAUGAAAUGCUGGAUGAACAGCUUGAAAUUGCAAAGGAGGAGAUUGCUCAACUCCGUCAUGAGCUCUCAAUGCGAGACGACCUCCUUCAGUUCUAUGCGAGCACCGAGGAGAUUGAGAACGCUGAAUCUCACUCACCGAUAAAAAGAAAUGAAUCUUGCAGUUCUCUCAGCAACUUCGUCCACUAUGACUUCCUGCAGCAGAAACUGAAGGGUUUAGAGGAAGAGAAUCGUAAACUGAGAUUAGAGGCUAACGAGCUCACAACAGAAACAACAAACUACGAGGAGCAAGAACAGGAGCUGAUGAUGGUGUGUGUGGAGGAGCUCUCAUCUGUUAACAAGCAGGUGGUCGACUUGUCAGAGGAGCUCGCACGGAAAGUGGAGGACUCUGUGCGGCAGCAGGAGGAGAUCAGCUCGCUGCUCGCUCAGAUUGUGGACCUGCAAGCCCGCUGCAAAGCGCUCACCCAUGAGAAUGAGGAGCUGAACCAGCACCUGAGUGCCUCCCGUGAGAGCCAGAUAAAACUGAAAUCAGAGCUCAAGGACCUACAGGACAAGUACUCAGAGUGUGAGGACAUGCUCUGCGAGGCCCGAGAGGACAUUAAAAACUUGCGGAACAAGAGCCUGCCCAACAGCACGGUGCAGCGAUACACCGCACUGGCCUCUGUCCUCCCCAUGGACUCACUGGCAGCCGAGAUAGAGGGCACCUUCCGCAAAGGCCUGGACACUCCAGCACCCUCAGAAUACAAGAACCACCCGUGGCGUGUGUUUGAAACAGUGAAGGUGGUGAACAAGGUCGGGAGGCUGCGGUCUCGGUGCCACUCUCCGGGGCUUCCGGGCUCCAGCCCCGUGUCUGCUCGGUCCAGUUGUACCAGCACCCCCCGAACUAGCUACUAUGGCUCUGAUAAUGCCAGCCUUACCCUGGAGGACAAGCCCAGCUCCAACCAUGCUCAGAAAGAAGACAACAGUGUUAGUGGGCCAAAGCGUCUGGGCCAGCCAGGCACACCAGGAGGCCAGGACCUUGAGGCUGCUUUGCGCAGCCUUUCAGCCCGCCAACAGAACCACUCCUCUGAGCGGCCUUUCUUUGACGUGGAGCGUGAGCGGAAACUCCGUGCCUUGGCAGCAAACUGCGAGGAAGGCGAGGGCUCAAGUGGCUUCCUGACACCAAACGACAGUCUGGCCUCCAGCCCCGCAGCAUCGACGGGAACUAACUAUUCCAACGGCAGCUCACGGCACUCCUGUAGCUCCUCAUCAGGAUCCAGGUCCUACCUGCCUGACCGCCUGCAGAUCGUCAAACCUCUGGAAGGCUCAGUGACUCUGCAUCAGUGGCAGCAGCUGGCCAAACCAAACCUGGGAGGCAUCCUGCAUCCACGCCCAGGCGUCCUGACUAAAGACUUCAGGGAGCUUGAGGUGGACAUACAGCAUGUCUACAGCCUGAACGACCUGGAGGAGGAUGAACCUGACCUAUCGCAGCUCUCAGGAGCACAUGGCAUGGUCUCUCCAUCUGGUCCCAACCUCCCUCAGACCUCUCCCACACAUACCAUUACCACCUGCCAAGUCCUCCAACCCUCCCUCCUCAUCCCCACCUUCUCCACUAGCCUUCACUCUUUCGGCCUGCCAUCUUGCCGGAACUGUGAGCACGUGAGCACCUCAUCUCCGCCCCACCAGCAGCACUUUGGCAUUGGAGGCUGGACCACAACCACCACUACCGCCACAGGAAACAUAACCACCUCAUCACUGGGACUCCUUCAGCUGCUUCAAGAGCGUGGCAUCUCAGCCUCUCCUUAUCCUCACCACAACCUUUCCUACAGCCAUAGUACAAAAUCUCCAUUCUCCACAGCAAAGGACAAAAAUGGAGGCUCAUCAUCAGACAAGGGGGGAAAAAGGAACAUUUUCAGCUUGAACUUAGUGGGGAAGCUUCAGAGUCUUGGGUUGCACAGAGUGGCAGCCUGGGGGAUGGUGGGGCGCGGUCGCAAGGAGAAAGAAGGAGUGAGGCAUCCUCUGAAAGUCUGAUGAGGGCUGAUCCAUCACUUAACUUGUCUCAUUCACCGUAGUGACUUUGCAUCAAGCCAUCUGAUUCCCACUGUGCAGUUCAGGGCCACAACACUGGUGUCUUGAAAAUAAAAGUCACAGAAUGCACAGGAGCCAUACUUUGAGUUGUCGAUAGUGUAUAGUACUGUUCUUUUCUAUGAAUGUACAGUAGAUAAACUGUUGUGUGCGUGUGUGUGUGUGCGUUAACAUCUUCAUCUCAGGACAAUCACUUUAUCACCACUCUGUCUGACUGACACAUUGCUUUUUACACAAAAAAGAAACAUGAUGAAGAAAAAAAACUUUUUAUACAGUGUUUUGUGAAUGUCAUUUUACAGUGUUCCCUACCACUGGUUUUAAAAAACUUCACCACUUGUCAUUGUUUUAGUUUUCCAAAGUGAAAAAUCAGUAGGGAGAAGUUAAGAAAAAGACCAUGUGCAGUAAAUUAUUAUCUGUUAAAACCACAAACCAAGCCAAUGCUGUCACACUGAAGAUCUUUCAGAUGCAUUAAAAUACACUCUGGUCUUCCUGCUUACUAGCUGCUACACUGAAAAAAACAUAUUGUAUAUAAGAUUGUCAAAUAUACUCAAGUUGAGAAAUUGAUAAAGAAGCACUGCAAUGAUAUCUGCUCCAAACUGGGAACAGAUGAUACACUGACUGAACUGAAUAAUGUUGAUCGUGUCGACAUCCUUUUAGCUGUAUCCCCCUCGCUUCACCACCAGCUUUCACAUAGCAGCCAUCACCUCUGAGCUGUUGCAAUGCCUGACCUUUGUGGACUUAUUAUUAUCCUGAGCCAAACCUCACCAAAUAAACUAAAAUCAGGUUUGCCAUGCUGCAUCAAAGACAGUGAAUAUGACUUUUAGAAGCAAUAUGUGUAUGAAAAUCGUGCUUGUACAAAUCUGCUGUAUUUCAUGUCAUCAGGAAUUUUGAAAACUGCUGGGAUAUAAAUGAAAUCAAAAAUCAUGUUGGGCAUUCAAAGUGAAUUCUGCAUGGUGUUAAGGGGAAUCUUUUGUUGAAAGAAAUACAAGUAGAAGAGAGGUCAUAAUUAUUUUAACAGCAUGUCUCUUCAAUCAACUGUAGCAAAAAGGCAUAGGAUACUGUGGAUUAAAAAGGGAAGAAAUCAUAAACACAGGUUAUAAUAAUUUGUGUUCUGACUUAAAUCAACCAAACCACUGUUUCUCUGCACCACUGUUUGUUGUAGUCUUUGUUAGAAUCACAGCAUAUGUAUGUAUACGUCAGCGUGUGUAUAAAUUGUACCACCUGUGAAUAAAAUGUUGCAUUUUCAUCCAG